Messenger RNA from Chaetomium fimeti, 2303 nucleotides. Its product is annotated as GMC oxidoreductase. Bases 86 to 2059 code for a protein of 657 amino acids. Gene Ontology annotation, molecular function: oxidoreductase activity, acting on CH-OH group of donors; flavin adenine dinucleotide binding. The transcript has 2 exons. Gene Ontology annotation, biological process: secondary metabolite biosynthetic process. The record is from RefSeq and is a predicted model, not a curated record. NCBI's taxonomy places the organism in Eukaryota, Fungi, Ascomycota, Sordariomycetes, Sordariales, Chaetomiaceae.
CUUAGCCUUCGUAGGUCACGGUAGGUGUCCGCGCUCUUGAUGCUCUUAUCAUUGGUACACGGUAUUGAAUCAUUGAUCCAUCUCUAUGCUAUUUUGGUCGGCAAAAGCACGAGCACCUUCAAUUGUCAUGGCGGUAGCGCUGGCCCAGUUCCUUACCCUACUUGUGUGUGUGCCUCAUGCUUCGUCAAGACUACUUGGCUCAUCUUUCGGGCUGCCAAUCUUUGACAUCUUCAAUGUUACCGCUCCGGUCACUUUUGAUUAUAUUGUUGUUGGAGCCGGAACGGCCGGUAUCCCAGUGGCAGUUCGUCUUGCUGAGGCAGGCAGUACCGUCGCUUUGAUAGAAGCCGGCUCUCUUCACUACUUGGGCAAUGGCAAUUUCAGCCAAGUGCCAUUGUACGCUUCCGCCUUUCAGCACACGUACGCGGGCUCCCUGAUAAAUCCGAUAGUCGACUGGAACUUGACCACGACCCCGCAAGCCGGUUUACAUCGACUCUACCCACAGGGAAAGGCGGUUGGGGGAACGUCCACUAGGAGCCACCAAGCCUUCACAUUCGCCCCCAAGAGCAGCUACCAGGAGUGGGCGGAUGCCGUAGACGACCAAUCCUACAGCUGGAACAACUUUCAUCCUCACCUGAUCAAGCCCAUCAACUUCACCGCCCCAUCGUCACACCGCUUCCCAAACAGCACGGCACGGUUUCCGCCGCACUGGAGAGGCCAUACCUCGGGCCCGCUGCAACUCACAUUCGGCAACUAUGCCUGGCCAUGGGCGUCUUGGGUCAAGAAGGCCCUCACUGGACUAGGUUUUGAAGAAAAUUCGGAUGGCUUCGUCGGCGGUUCGCUUCAUGGCGUCGGCUAUCAGCUUUCAACCCUUGAUGCCACUUCUUUCACAAAGGAGACGUCAGACAGCAGCUACCUCAACGGAUUGGGCAUAAACAACCAAAACCUCGUUGUUUACGCCAACGCCCUGGUGACUCGAAUUCUCUUCGACGCUUCCAAGACUGCGAGCGGUGUCGAAUUCGACUAUGGCGGUCUUCAACUCAAGAUGGCUUGUAGGAAAGAGGUCAUUGUGUCCGCCGGUGCUUUUCGCUCCCCGCAGCUCCUCAUGCUAUCCGGAAUUGGCCCCAGAGCAAUUCUUGAGCAACAUGGAAUCCGCGUCGUCUCCGACCUUGCCGGAGUGGGCCAGAAUCUUGGUGACCAAGUAUGCGCUGGAAUCAGCAGGCGGGUCAGCAUCCCAACCACCGCGGAGCUCCAAUGGAAUGCAGAGGCAGCCGUACAAGCUCUGAGGGAUUAUGGAUCGAGCCCACCUCGGGGGCCAUAUACCACAUACGCGGGUGACUUGCUUGCCUUCGAGAAGUUGCCCCAGAUAUACCGGCGGAAGCUGCCAACAUCCAUACGCAACUCGCUCGAUCUACUCGAUGCCGAUAGACCCGAGUUGGAGUUCGUAGCCUUCUCAGCGUACGGCGGCCCUCAGCCGGGCUUUCUUGGAAGCCCGGAUGGGCACAACUGGGCAACUUUAGCAGUCGCGCUUUCUUCCCCGUUCUCCCGUGGCAACGUUACUAUCACGUCAGCCAGAGCGCAGGACAAUCCCCUGGUCAACCCAGCUUGGAUGAACGAUCCCCGCGAUGCCCAAAUGGCUCUCCAAGGUUUCCGACGCCUACAGGACAUCUUGAGCAGCACGCUUCUUCAACCUGUGUUGGUCGGUCACGAAUCUUUUCCGCCUGCCUCUGUAUUAAAGACGGAUGCUCAGGUCCUGGAAUUUGUGAAGACAUACGCCAACCCGCUCUUUCAGGCUUCGGGCACGGCGAAGAUGGGUCGGAAAGACGAUCCGAUGGCCGUAAUCGACUCCAAAGCUCGCGUAUUUGGCAUCAACAACGUUCGCGUCGUCGAUGCAUCCUCUUUGCCGGUGCUUUUACCGGGCCACAUCCAGGGAACGAUUUAUGGACUGGCAGAGAAGAUUGCGGACGACAUCAUUCACACGGACAAGAAGACCGCAAGACCGAGGCCAUAUUCUACUACUGAUGUCAUCCCUGAGCAGGUGCCGAUGGGAAGGCAUGAUUGAUAGGACACUUGAUAUGUUAAUCAUAGGUAGGUACUUAUACAGGCGCUCAACCACUCGGUUAGGGGCCUCAAACCGACGAGCUUUUGGGGCCACCUGGGAUUACAUGUAUGUUCCUACACCCUACAUAAUCGGCCUUCUGCGUCUUCCUGCCAGUACAUAUCCGCGCCCACCGAUGUAUGCUGCCAGAGGGUGAAAUUUCCGUCGUACUUCUCCUUCACCCGAAGAAGCCUUUCAUAGUUGUUGC